Messenger RNA from Aptenodytes forsteri (emperor penguin), 4775 nucleotides. Its product is annotated as inverted formin-2-like. Gene Ontology annotation, molecular function: actin binding. Bases 1 to 2211 code for a protein of 736 amino acids. The transcript is spliced from 15 exons. Lineage: Eukaryota; Metazoa; Chordata; Aves; Sphenisciformes; Spheniscidae. The record is from RefSeq and is a predicted model, not a curated record.
AUGGUGGCCUCUCAAUUCAGCUGCCCUCUUGGCUCGGGCAGGCCUCCCUGGAAGACGGUGAAGACGCCAACGUUGAGAAUGAAGAAGCUGAACUGGCAGAAGCUGCCCUCCAAUGUGGUGAGAGAAAGUCACUCAAUGUGGGCUUCAGUGAGCAGCAGCAGCGAGGAAACUAUAGAGCCCAAUUACACAAGCAUAGAGCAGCUGUUUUGCUUUCCACAACCAACCCCCAAGGAGAAAACGGCCGCACCAGUGAAGGCAGAACCGAAGGAGAUCACAUUUUUGGACUCCAAGAAAAGUCUCAAUUUGAACAUAUUUUUGAAGCAAUUUAAAUGCUCCAACGAAGAGGUGGCUGCCAUGGUCCAGAACGGGGACCGGACCAAGUUCGAUGUUGAGGUUCUGAAGCAGUUGCUGAAGCUGCUGCCUGAAAAGCAUGAGAUAGAAAACGUGAAAGCCUUCAAAGAGGAGAAAUCAAAGCUUGCAAACGCAGAUCAGUUUUAUCUUCUCCUCCUUCAGAUUCCCAGCUACCAGCUGCGCAUUGAAUGUAUGCUGAUCUGUGAAGAGACCACCGUUGUGCUGGACAUGAUUCAGCCGAAAGCUGAAGCCAUCCGGAGAGCCUGCGAAGAUCUUCUGAACAGUCAUCGCCUGCCGCUCUUUUGUCAACUGAUUCUCAAAGUCGGAAACUUUCUGAACUACGGAAGUCACACAGGCGAUGCCGAUGGGUUUAAAAUCAGCACUUUACUCAAACUAACAGAAACCAAAGCAAACCAAACCCGCAUUACGCUGCUCCACCAUAUUCUGGAGGAGGUAGAAAACAGCCACACGGACCUACUGGAACUGCCAAAGGAUCUUGAAUAUGUUUCAAAAGCAGCAGGAAUUAAUCUUGAUAUUAUACGCACGGAGUCCAGUACCAAUUUAAAGAAGUUGCUGGAGCUUCAGCGAAAGGUCUUAUCAUCAAACGAUGAUGUGAAACAACAGUAUGAGAAACCUAUCCAGGAUAGCAUUGAUGCCUCCAGAAAGCUGGAAGAAGAAUUUGAAACCAUUGAAAGGAAGAGAGAAGAACUUGCAAAUUAUCUCUGUGAAGACCCAAGCAAAUUGUCCUUAGAGGACAUAUUUAGCACCAUGAAGACCUUCAGAGAUCUCUUCAUUCGAGCCCUGAAGGAAAACAAGGACAGAAAGGAGCAAGCUGCCAAAGCAGAGAAGAGGAAGAAACAGCUGGAAGAGGAAGAGGGGAAGAGACAGAAGGGAGAAAAUGGAAAAGUCAUUAAGAAGGGAGUGGUGAAGCAGGAGGAGGUGUGCGUCAUCGAUGCGCUGCUGGCCGACAUAAGGAAAGGGUUCACGCUGAGAAAGACAAAGAACAGACACGAGUCGGAUGCACUUCCUAAAACCUCACCUGCAGAGAGCCCGGAGGAGAGCCAGUCUGGAAAGAGCAUUAAGGAUCCACAAGCAGCAGGAAAGCAAAUUGAUGAUAAGGCCAAGCAAAACAACGAUGGUCAUCCCUCAGAAAGCACUCCCCCUUCAACCACUGCCCUGAUGGAGAUGAGUGGAGAUGUUACAAAUGCCUCAGCUUCAAACCAGGCGUUAUCUAAAAACAAUGCUGGAGGAAAUUUGCCACCAGAGUCCUGGACAGAAAGCCCCUCAGUAAGCUUGGUGGAAGCUGACGGGGCCAGUCAGCCCAUGCCAGGUGCUGGGAUGGAGCCGGCAGACAGCUGGGCAAGCCUCCAGCCAAGCACGAAGAGUGGCUCCAUUGCCUUCUCUGCUGCUAACAUAGGCACAGGGAUAAGGUUUGCAAGCAGCAGUUCAGGCACUGCUCUGAGAGACCAACUCAAUGGAUCCAUCUCAGAAGGCCAGGACAAUGAAUGCCCAGCUGAUGGCUCGGAGAGCUACAGGCUGGUGCAGGAGCCAGAAACCCAGCCGAGCGAGACUGGAGUCGACACUGGCAGUGCUCAGUCCACUCCCUGCAAUGAGGCUCAUCGGGCAGAGUCGAAAGAGAUGGCGAAGGAAAACGAAGACCCUGGUACAGACUCGCUGUUGGACACCUCUCAAGAGAAGUCCUUCUCGGAGGAGCCAGCCACCGACUCCUCUUGUUCAGCAACACUCCCCCCAGGGCAAACUCACACCGACAGGGAAAAGCAGAGGCCAUCUGGGAAACGGAGGAAGAAGAAGAGGCACAGCAAAAGCUACUCAGGUGUCACGGCAAGGCAGAAGAAAUAACAGAGACCCAGUGAAUCACUCACGUGUCCCCGGAGUGCUGCCAGCUUCUCAGAAGCCAGGCUCUGCAUCGCCAAAAUGCCACCGUGGUCACCUCUGCCCCACCAGGACGCACCGCUUCUCCUCGCGCAGCCUUUCGCUCCCCUCCCCAAGACCCAAAGAGCCUCCCCUGAGACUUCGGCCCCCUCGGCCCGUGCCUUACGCUGGGGGCCCACGGGAACGGGGGACGGUUCUGCGCCUGGUGGCAUGAAAGGGUCAGACCUCUCGCCCGCUGUCCUCAAAGCCAAGUCUUUGAACCUGCUCUUAGGCCAAACUCGAAAUGACAGCUGAGUGUGGCCCAAGAAAGGACCACAGUGUUUAGCGCUCAGAGAAAUUUUAAAAAUAGCAGUGCCUCAACUAAAUUAAGGGUAUAAAUUAAGCAGUGGCUGUACCAUCACAGGUGGAAGCAUGUUACUCCCUCUUCUCAUCGCCCACUGAUGAUUUAUAUUGGACCAGGUCCAAGACCCAGAUCAGACAAACGUAUUUUUACUCUCAAUCAUUUAAAGCAAGGGAAAUCGGAUACAGGGAAAAAAAAGGUUAAAAAAAAAAAAGCAUGUAUUUUAGUAAGCAUAUGGCCAUAUAAACAGUGUCUGGUUCCUACAUGACGCUUAUGUGCAAUUAAGUUGAAGCUCAUCAGUAGUCUUCUCACAUGCACAGAUGCGUCCAACAACUUUUGGAGAACCAAGGCCCCGGUUCCUGUUAUUAAAGCACCAGAAAUACAUUUUCCAGAGUGCUCUAUUGGACGCAUUUUCAGCUCAUCCUAUAGUAAAUCUCUGGGUUUGAACGCCAUUGUCAGCUGCUUGCACUCAAAAGUCUUUGUGUUCAAGCUGCAGAAUGUGUAAAUUCAUGUUACUUUUGCUUUAAAACUGGGAAUGUGCAGUAUUGUGUUUUCAAAAUUCAGAGCUUUAUUUCUCAAGUUUUGUAAUAACAUUGUAUCAUAGUUUUGUACAUAGCUGUCCAUUUAAAAUGAUCUAUGUUUGUUGAAUCUGUGGUGUGAUACUGUGCUGAAACAUGAAUCAAGUGGAAGAGCUGGGUACAUUUAAGAACUAUGCCUUUAUAUGGUAACUCACUGUGGCUAGACUAAUGUUCAGGCUAAAGUUUAUUUUGCUUUGCUUAAUGGGACUUGUAAUGUCCUUGUAAUACUAAGAAGUUAAACCAAGAAUUAAAUCACUGGUUUAUUUUAACGGAAGCAUUGCUAUGGCCAUAUUGAGAAUCGGUUAACAAAAGCAAAGAUCAGCUGAGAGCAGGCGCAUGGGCAGCUUCAGUUCAGGAGGCCCCGCAGAGCGGCACAGCCCCGUUGCCGCUGAAAUCCCGUUCCCGGCUGGCAGAAGCAGGCAGAGCCCCACCGUUUCCUGCAGAACCACGCAAUCCGCCCAGGUUUGACUUGCAGGACUCUCUCUAUCACAUUUACAGGUUUCCCCUUUUUCUUCCCCUUUUCCAGUCUCAGAGCACAUCACCCAAAGCAUCAGUCCUUUUGCUCCCAUUAAUCCAGCUUCUCUGCUCUCACAUUAGACCCCAGGCUACAAAAAUCUGAGUAUCAAACACGUUUUCCCAGCAGCUUUGCAACCUCCGUGUUUCCAGCAAGAGCCUUCCAGCAGCCAGCCUCGUCCUCCCCACCCCGCUGUUUUAUCGAUAGGAACAUCAUCAUUUUGAGAUUCAGGACUUGCGAACAAACAGGCUUUCCGGGUGUUACCUAGGGAACCUUACCUGCUGAUGCCCCGCAGGCUGCUCUCUUUAGAUGCUGCAGCAGGUGUCCACUUCUCCAUCUGGGUCUUUCAGCUACCCCCAAUUCCACCUAGAGAGAGCAGCUCUUUUCACACAGCCAGAGGUUUUAUUGCUCUGCGUUAUUACCUUGGCCUUCAAAGAGAGGGGUUUUGGCAUUAUCUUUCCACUGCCCUCAAGAGUUUAUGGAGAAAUGGGUUAUUUUGAGCCAUUGCCUGUUCUUUGUUCCAUAGUCAUCUGUGAAAACUACAUUAAAUUAUGUAUACAAUCACAUCCCAAUAAGCAGGCUGAAGCUCAGCAUUUAUAAUUUAUUACUCCAGAGCCACUCUGCUUCCAUUACAGUGAUUAUUUAAGAACAGGGGGACAGAAUUGGAGCAGGUCAAAGAAAGAUGUUCAACUGGGAUGUGCAGUUUUGCUCUAUUUGUGACCUUGAAAUAAAGCUCAUGAUCCUGAAGAUGUUUCAGUGGUUGCAAGGCCAAUUUAAUUGCUGGUAAAAACAACAUCACUUGCAGCUACUUCAACAGGUCUGCGGUCAUUUAAGCCAACAGUGAGUUUGGACCUCAAAAAAGAAUUCUUGUGGUAUAUUACAGUGACUGCACAUGGAGUCCAGUAUGUAAACCAGCCUGUGAACACCACAAGUUUCUCGCUGGCAAAUAACUGCAUGUUCCUUAAUUAAACAUUGGCUAUAUGAUAAAAUGAAGCUAUGGAAGAAAUCAGAAGAAGUCUUUUCCAAGUAUUUCACAUCAGAAUUCCGAUAUGUUUAAUGGGAUGGAUUUUCAGGGUUUGUUUUUUGGUUUUUGAUUUUU